UCUAGUGUUCAGUGCUCCUUGAGACCCCGCAAUUUCUUCUGUGAGUUUCCCAUCUGACUAUUUCGUCGUUGUGAUCCAAGGGUCAACGAUAUUGGAAGCAUGCUAGCCGCCUCGCCUCCGUUCGUGCAGCACGUGCUCCAGGAUCGCUGGCAGCAGCAGCAGCAGCAGCAGAUCGGCUCGAGUCCUCAGCAGCUGUUCGAACCGCACGUGGUCGCCGCCAGCCGCGCGCCCGUCGUCGCGGACAACAAGCUGCGCGAGCUCGCCUCCAUGGCGUCCCUCGCGCACCACCCCUCGUCACCGCCGCCACCGCCCGCGUCGCACGCUCAGUCGCCCGCCGCUUUCGCCGAGCCAUGGAUUGCGGGCUCUGACUCCCCGUGUGCGCAAUCCGCCGCUCAGAGCCCUCCCAGCGGCCCGCCUCCUCGCCUGUCCGCCGGUUGCGGCGACUCUCUCCCGUCGCCGAUCCCCACGCCCCCCUGCACGUGCUACUCGCGCCUGCCCGCGGGGUGCGCGUCGGAUCCGCACGCGCCGACGGUGAAGUAUAUCGGCGUGCGGCUGCGCGGGCGCAACCGGUGGGUGGCGGAGAUCAAGGACAACAACCACGGCGUGCGCAAGUGGCUCGGCACCUUCGCGUGCCCCGUGCAGGCCGCGCAGGCCUUCGACGCCGCGGCGCGCGCCAUUCGUGGGCCGAAGACGAAGGCGAAUUUCAAGCGCGGCGACGCGGCGUUCGUGGAGGACGUACCCGAGGUGCUCUCCGUGCUCGCCUACUGCGCGCAGGGCAAGCCGCCGCUCGCAGCCCCGGGGUCGGCCGAGGGCUGCGCGCGGAGAGCGGCGGGAGCAGCUCUGCUGGCAGCGGUGCCCGUGUGCAGGGGCGAGUCUCCGAUGCAGUCUCUUCCCGCGGGCCCGCAAGCCGGCAGAAGACCCGGCAAGCCCAGGACGUCUCCCGCCUUAGGCCCCUUGCCGCUCGCUAUCGGCCCGCCCACCAUCGCCGCGCCGUCCUUGGUCGGCGCGAACCCGCCCGCCGCGACGCCUCCUGCGGUGCGUCCCCCCGUGCCCUCCCCGUCGUCGUCUUCGCUGGUCGCCGCCAGCCCCAUGCUGCCGGCCGCCAGCCCCCUGCUGCCGGCCGCCAGCCCCAGGCUUGAAGCCUCGCCGCCAGCGGCCUUCCCGCCUGCGCGCACGGUCGAGGUCGCCGUCAAGCGCGAAGGCGCGGUGCCGCCCGCGCUGCUGCCCGUGGCGGCGUUCGCCGAGGCACACGCGGCCAGCGAGCGCGCUGUGAAUCUGCACUCGGCGCACGCAGGCGGGCGGCCGGCGCCAGGCGCAGGUGACGGCGUGAGCUGGGGGCCGAGGGAGCAGAGGGCGGCGUGGUCGGCGCGGAGCGCGGAACGCAACGGCGCGCAGCAGGCAGGUGGCGGUGACGAGGGCGGCGCAGCAGGCAUAGAGUGCCCAUCGCUGUGGUCGCCGUGCAGGCCGGCUGACAGCCACAUGGAUGCGGGCGCAAAGGAGCACGCGCAGCACACACACGCGGAUGAUAUGGACUUCAGGUCCUCGGGCCAGGUCAGGCUCGGCAAGCGGAGGUCGCCCGAGCCUGUGGAGAGGCUUCAGUUGGGUAACUGCUUGGCGGGGGACACUGAGGCGAGCAUGCAUGGAGGCAAGGCGGGUGUGCUCUCUCUGCUGUCGGUUGGAGCCCUCCAGACAAUUGGAGAGAGGCUCGGCGGCAGACACGGUGGCGAGACUCUGAAAGUGAAGGGAAUGAGCCUUGCCUCUCUCAUGCCUGUUGCCGAGCCUGUGCUGACUCCUAAGGAAUUUGGGGAGCUUCGGCAAAGGCUCGGGUGGAAGGUGGUACGGAUGGAGGACCUGGAGGAGAUCCCAAGGGUGGCUCGGGAGGCUCUGCUGAGGUUCAGGGAGAGCAAGGACUCCACCAUGCUGUCACUGUAGAUGUACGCUAGGACUGUUCACCACUCGUGUGCUAGUAAGUUAUCUAUAUGAUGCUUUGAAUAAGCUGUGCAUGUAAAU
Closterium sp. NIES-67 is the source of this 2010-nucleotide messenger RNA. NCBI's taxonomy places the organism in Eukaryota, Viridiplantae, Streptophyta, Zygnematophyceae, Desmidiales, Closteriaceae. The record is from the annotation of a GenBank genome assembly.